CCAUUGAGGAAUUCUAUUAUUGAUUUUGUUUUGUUGCAAUUAAUAGGAAGCUAAUGAGCAGCACCGAAAUACAAAAUUGGUGAAUGCCCUUCUACGGUUACACAGAGAGAUAAGCCCCAAGCUGGCUGCAUGUGCAGCAGACAUAUCCUCUCCAUAUCCUGAUUACGCUAUUGGUUUUGGAGCUGUCUGUCAUCUCAUUGUGUCAGCCCUUGCUUUUUGGCCUGUACAUGGCUGGAGUCCGGGUCUUUUCAAUACCCUUCUUGCUAGUGUUCAGGCUACUUCAAUAUUGGCUUUAGGUCCAAAAGAAACAUGCAGCUUGCUUUAUCUUUUGAGUGAUUUAUUUCCUGCGGAAGAUAUAUGGCUUUGGACUAGUGGAAUGCCUUUGCUAAGUGUCCGCAGAAUGUUGGCUGUUGGGACCAUACUUGGGCCCCGUAAGGAGAGGCAUGCCAACUGGUAUCUGGAAUCUGGACGCCCAGAGAAGCUGCUUUGCCAGUUAGCACCACAUCUUGAUAAAAUUGGCCAGAUUAUACAGCAUUAUGCCAUUUCUGCAUUAGUGGUCAUUCAAGAUCUGCUACGUGUUCUCAUAAUCCGUAUUGCUUGUUUAAAUACUGUUUAUGCGUCUGGGCUUAUAAAACCAGUAUUGUCAUCAAUUAGUCAUCAUGUUUCUGAAUCAUCUCCGCUGUCAGAUACAGAUGUGUACAAGGUUUCCAGGCUCCUUGAUUUUCUUGCCAGCUUAUUGGAGCAUCCACUUGGCAAGGGCCUAUUGUUGAGGGAGGAUGCUUUUCAGAUGUUAACAAAGGUGAUGGAGAGAUUUUUUGGUGACAAUGAUGUAGAUAGAAAGCGAACUCCAGACGGUAGAAAUUCUGCAAUGUAUAACUUUAGUUUCUCUAGUUGGUGUCUACCAGUAUUCAAGUUUAUUAUGCUUAUAUUUCACUCGGGAACUCCUCAAUCUUCCCCCAAGAUGGAUCUUGAAACUUUGGAGAAACUGAAUGCUGAAGAGUGUGCCUGGAUUUUACGCCAUCUCUUAAAAUUUUGUCAGGUUCUCCCAGUCGGAAAAGAGUUAGUUGCUUGCCUUACAGCUUUCAGGGAAUUAGCUUCUUGUGGUGAAGGUCAAAUUGCCUUUGGAGCUAUACUUGAACCUCAUGACCACGAUAACGAUGUCAACUAUUACAAUCAUAGUGAAGUAGAAUGGAGAAAAUGCCCUCCUUUACUUGGCUGUUUGAUUAAGUUGUUGAGAUCAGUUGAUACCCAAGAAGGUUUAUCAACUUUUGUAAUUGAAGCUAUCUAUGCCUUGUCAGUGGGAUCUCUGCGGUUUUGCAUGGAUGGGGACAGUUUAAAUUCUGACAGAGUUGUCAUAUUGAAGCACCUUUUUGGGCUUUCUGAUGAUAUGACAAGAUCAGCUGGCUAUCCUGAAGACAAUAUUAAUUACGUGGUAGAUUUAACUGCUUUGUUCAGUUCAAAAAUUAUAGCAGAUAGUCGUUUGAAUACCUCUGACAAACAUAUGUUUCAGGUUUCCAAAACUGUUGAAUCAUUGGCCUCAGUCUUGCUAGGGCAUGUUGGUUCAGGGAAGGUGGAUGACGUUAUUUUGCCUCAAAUUGAUAUUUUAGAUUUUUCAAAGACGCAUCAGACACUUGAAAACAGUGUCGAGAGGAUUGAUGAUCAUCUUAAUCUUGGUGGACUUGGGGAUAAAUUUCUUUGGGAAUGCCCAGAAACAUUACCUGAUAGAUUGGCACCGACAAAUGUUAGUGCCAAAAGGAAACAGCCUUCAAUGGAUGGGAACACUAGGCGUGUUCGAGAAGGUUCUCAGGCUGAAGUUUCUGUUCAAAAUGCAUUUUCAAGGGGUGUGACACAGUCUACUGUUUCUUCUGGGCCUACUCGUCGGGAUGCCUUCCGGCAGCGCAAGCCAAAUACCAGCAGACCACCAUCUAUGCAUGUGGAUGACUAUGUGGCGAGAGAGAGAAAUGUUGAAGGUGUCACUAAUGUAAUAACAGUGCCACGAGCAGGAUCUACUGGGGGUAGACCUCCAUCAAUUCAUGUAGAUGAAUUUAUGGCAAGACAAAGGGAACGUCAGAAUCCGUCUGUAACAAUAGUGGGGGAGGCUGUGGGACAUCUCAAAAAUGCUCAUGCGAAUCCUACAAAUGGUGAGAAGUUAAACAAAUCGAAGCAAUUAAAAACCGAUCUUGAUGAUGAUCUUCAAGGAAUAGAUAUAGUUUUUGACGGUGAGGAGUCUGACCCUGAUGAUAAGUUGCCCUUUCCUCAGCCAGAUGAUAAUUUACAGCAGCCUGCCCCAGUUAUCAUGGAGCAAAGUUCUCCCCACUCAAUUGUUGCAGAGACAGGAAGUGAUGUUGUUGAGAGUAGUCAGUUUUCACAUAUGGGUACUCCACUGGGGUCUAAUGUUGAUGAGAAUGCCCAAAGUGAAUUUUCCUCAAAGAUGUCAGUAUCACGUCCUGACAUGCCCUUAACUCGUGAAUCGAGUGUCUCAUCAGACAGGAAGUAUGUUGAGCAGUCUGAUGACUCAAGGAAUGUUUUUCCUACCAAGACAUCCAGUGGAUAUGAUUCCACAGCGGUGACAAAUAGUUCAGGAUUUCCAGCGUCACUUUAUAAUAAUCUAUCCACAUCAUCAAUGCAAUUGCCAGUUGAUUCAAGGAUGGCUUCCCAAAAUUUCUAUUUAAAGAACAGCCCGCAGCAUGGCAGUAAUGUUACAAUUGUUACUGGUUCUCAAGGACUGUAUGACCUGAGAUAUUUGUCAAACCAGCCUCCUUUGCCUCCGAUGCCACCUCCACCAACAGCCUUACCUGUAAUAUCACAUGCGUCUGAUUCUAUUCCUGGCCAUUCAUCCCCAUUUGUUAACUCUCCAGCAGACACACAACGUCCGGUGCCAUUUCAGGGUCAGACAGAAUAUUUAUCUCCUUUUAUCAGUGGUUCAUCUGCGAUGACAUCAGGAUCUUCCCUUCCCUUGUCAGAUUCAAAGUAUGCCAGGACUUCUGUAUCUUCUCCUGGUGGACCUAGUAGGCCUCCUCCCCCACUUCCUCCUACACCACCUCCUUUUGCAUCUAGUCCAUAUAAUUUGCCAACUGGUAAAGCGUCUGCUACACAACCUUCUGUAUAUGGUCAGACAAGCAUUGGGACAGCUGAAGUUCCCCAGGCCUCCGUUGCACCAUCAAAUGAUGCCUGGUUAGGGAGUCAUUCUGCAUCAGGGGUCAGAUUGUCUUCUUACCCUCUGAACCCAUUAAUGCCUUCCUUGGGGUUCAGUAGGCCAUCUUCCAUGCCGUUGACUGUCUAUGGCAGUACCCCAAAUCAGCAACACAGUGAAAUCCAGCCAAGCAAUAUGCAGGGCGUCUCCAUUCCUCCAGCUUCCUUUCAGUCAAUGCCUUCUGUUACUCAGUUGCAGCCCCUGCAGCCUCCCCAGCUCCCACGCCCUCCACAACCUCCACAGCACCUUAGGCCACCUGCUCAAGCUUUACUACAAUUGGAUCCUGGUAUGAGUGUUCAAAGUGGGGUGCAAGUGAAUCCAAUGCAGAUGCUGCAGCAGCCGCAGGCCUCUUCAAUGCAGACCUAUUACCAGACCCAACCACAAGAGUUCUCACAAGCUCAACAGCAGAGGCAAGCGGAACAUCUUCAGCAGUCAGGGGAUGCUCAAUUGCUGGAGCAACAGGAUGCCGGGAUGUCUUUACAUGAGUAUUUCAAGUCUCCAGAGGCAAUCCAGUCUUUGUUGAGAGACCGAGACAAACUUUGCCAGCUUUUGGAGCAGCAUCCAAAAUUAAUGCAGAUGCUUCAGGAGAGGUUGGGGCAGCUGUAGGUUGAGGCAGCAUGAUGUCUGAAUGGAACCGGCGAGUUCUUGCAUUAUUCAUCCUUACAAAUGCACCCAGUCACAUGAUGCGAGAUGCGCGUGGUUUAGCAGCCAUUUGUACCUUUACAUGUAUAUGUAUUGUACAUAACUAUUUCAUUCCUCCUUUUUUAGCAUAGAGCAGCAACCACCCCCCGCCAAAAAAAAAAAAGAGAACAUAUAAAAGAAUCAGGGAGCGGUAGCCCCGCUCUGUUGAGCCACCACGGUUGGUCCUGGAAAAUUUGAUAGUUUUGUUGCUAGGAAGAUGAUAGUAUUUUUGGUUUUUAUAUGGUUAAAUAUCAAUUCGUGGAUCA
This is a messenger RNA of Neltuma alba, 4140 nucleotides long. RefSeq names its product protein virilizer homolog. Gene Ontology annotation, molecular function: RNA binding. Gene Ontology annotation, cellular component: RNA N6-methyladenosine methyltransferase complex. Gene Ontology annotation, biological process: mRNA modification. Bases 377 to 3799 code for a protein of 1140 amino acids. The record is from RefSeq and is a predicted model, not a curated record. NCBI's taxonomy places the organism in Eukaryota, Viridiplantae, Streptophyta, Magnoliopsida, Fabales, Fabaceae. The transcript is spliced from 13 exons.